Messenger RNA from Dimorphilus gyrociliatus, 1914 nucleotides. The record is from the annotation of a GenBank genome assembly. Lineage: Eukaryota; Metazoa; Annelida; Polychaeta; Dinophilidae.
AGUAUUGUUACAGAAUAAUAGUAGUGAAAAAAAAAAGAGGCCAGUGACAGCAAGCUAAAGAAGAGAAAGGGAGGAAAGAAGAGUGAGAAAGAAAGAGCAAUAAACGUUGUCUAUAAAACAACAGCUAAAGCAUAAAGAAAAGGGGAGAAACUUUAUUAAUCUUAUAGUUAUUUAUACGAUAAUUUAAUAAGAAAAGAUAUAAAUCAAUUAGUGAUUUGAUAAUCGCAUGAUUCUUAAUAAUCGCUUGAAAUUAACUUUAAUGCUCCUCUUUGUAUAGUGAUCUAUCGUUUUUGUUUUGUUACUUUUCUCUAAAAUCGUUGACUUUGUUACAAUAUGAUCUAUUACGCUUAUCUUUUCGUCUUGUUCUGUUUAUUCUCGGCUACGGAUAAUCUGCCAACUUCUAGUAUAUUAACUAUGGUCAUUCCGAAGGAAAAAACGCCUCCGAAAGCCAAUAAUUCCCAGGCCCAGGGAAAAUCAUUGAAUUUGACUGGAAAAACUCUUAGUAAACAAGACUUUAAUCAGAUUGGAAGUAUGGAUAAUUUAAUGGAUUUGAUUAUGGAACGCAAUCGAUUAAACGAUUCUCUCCUCAAAGAAAUUCCGUUUAAAAAAUUAACGAACUUACAGAGACUUUCCUUGGCGGAUAAUGAAAUAAGUUUAAAUGAAAACAUUCAACUGUUCAAAGGGCUUGAAAAUGUUCAAGAAUUGAAUUUAGGAGGAAAUUCUAUUAGAGAAGAAACAUUGAAUUUUGAAUCAGUAUGGAGUAGUUUCAAGUCGUUAAAAGUUCUGAAACUAAACGGGAAUAUACUGAGGAACAUUACUAAUUUUCCAGCAUCAUUUCAAAUCUUACAAACGUUCGAGUGCGAAAAUUGUCAGAUAGACAAUAUCGCCGGAAGUAUCUUUAAUCAACAAAUGAAAUACGUGGAAAGGCUAUACUUGAAAGAUAAUAAUAUUAAUUCUUUACCCGAAAUUCAAGCAGGCUCCUUACUACAGUUGUCAAGUGUUGAUUUAACUAAUAAUUCUAUUGUUGAACUCCCAAUUUGCUCUUUUUGCAGUUUACCUAACUUGUCUGUUGUUAAACUUGAUUCGAAUCCUAUUCAGGCAAUGGCUAUGUCUGCCUUUAGUGAUCUUCCCAAGUUAACAACUGUUACUAUGUCGAACACAAACUUGACGGAGAUUCCUGACAAUGCUUUUAUUAAAUGCUCAAAAUUAUCUUAUCUAGACGUUUCGUCGUCGAAUAUUGAAAAAAUCUCCCCUAAUCUACCAUUUUGGAAUAGUUUAACCAACCUGCUCAUAUCUAAUAAUCAUUUUUGUUGCGAUUGUCACCUGAAACAUUUAAGGAUUACUAUGCUCAAUAAAACGGACAAAGCAUUUUGCAGUACACCAAAACAUUUGAAAGGAGAGAUCCUUAUGUCGUUGAAGCCCGAUCUCUUCGUUUGCCAAGAUGACAAUAUACCUCGAUUAGGUGUUUCUCCUUUGGCAGUUGUCUUCGGUUCCAUAACAGCUUUUAUGGCCUUGUGCGCGUUACUAUUUACAAUAGUCUACGUAAGAAAGGCGAAAGCAGCGAAAAAGGAAAAUCUUUUGAACGAGACCCCUAGUCAAAGACCCCUUCCCGAAGGUUGUACAGGAGAAGAUAUGUUCGUAGGAGGAUUCAACUUCAGCCUUUUAGAAGAUGAUGACACUUUUCCGGUCGAAAAAAAACCGGAGAUAAUAAGAACAGAAAGUGAAGACGUUAAUAAAGAUCCAGAGAUAAGAGUUAUCGGCGAACAUCAAAAAUCUUCCGAAGUAGAAUUUGCACCCAGUGGUCUAAAUACCGAAAUAACACCCGAUUUUUAUAAGAUCGCCGGAACUGAAUGGUUCGAAGAUGACGACGAACUAGUGCUAGGCGACCCCGUAGUUUUAAAGUUGAAAUUAUAG